CGUGUUGGUCGCCUGGUUUCUUCAGUUGGAUCUCCCUCAGAUCUCACCUCCAGAACGGUCUCACCUCCAGAAGGGUCUCACCUCCAGAACUGUCUCACCUCCAGAAGGGUCUCACCUCCAGAACUGUCUCACCUCCAGAAGGGUCUCACCUCCAGAACUGUCUCACCUCCAGAACGGUCUCACCUCCAGAAGGGUCUCACCUCCAGAAGGAUCUCAGCUCCAGAACUGUCUCACCUCCAGAAGGGUCUCACCUCCAGAAGGAUCUCAGCUCCAGAACUGUCUCACCUCCAGAAGGGUCUCACCUCCAGAACGGUCUCACCUCCAGAAGGGUCUCACCUCCAGAAGGAUCUCACCUCCAGAACUGUCUCACCUCCAGAAGGGCCUCAGCUCCAGAUGGGUCUCACCUCCAGAACUGUCUCACCUCCAGAAGGGACUCACCUCCAGAACGGUCUCACCUCCAGAAGGGUCUCACCUCCAGAAGGAUCUCACCUCCAGAACUGUCUCACCUCCAGAAGGGCCUCAGCUCCAGAAGGGUCUCACCUCCAGAACUGUCUCACCUCCAGAAGGGUCUCACCUCCAGAACGGUCUCACCUCCAGAAGGAUCUCACCUCCAGAACUGUCUCACCUCCAGAAGGGCCUCAGCUCCAGAACUGUCUCACCUCCAGAAGGGCCUCAGCUCCAGAACUGUCUCACCACCAGGAGGAUCUCACCUCCAGAACGGUCUCACCUCCAGAAGGGUCUCACCUCCAGAAGGGCCUCAGCUCCAGAAAUGUCUCACCACCAGGAGGAUCUCACCUCCAGAACGGUCUCACCUCCAGAAGGAUCUCACCUCCAGAACUGUCUCACCUCCAGAAGGGCCUCAGCUCCAGAAGGGUCUCACCUCCAGAACUGUCUCACCUCCAGAAGGGUCUCACCUCCAGAACGGUCUCACCUCCAGAAGGGUCUCACCUCCAGAAGGAUCUCACCUCCAGAACUGUCUCACCUCCAGAAGGGCCUCAGCUCCAGAAGGGUCUCACCUCCAGAACGGUCUCACCUCCAGAACUGUCUCACCUCCAGAAGGGCCUCAGCUCCAGAACUGUCUCACCUCCAGAAGGGCCUCAGCUCCAGAACUGUCUCACCACCAGGAGGAUCUCACCUCCAGAACUGUCUCACCUCCAGAAGGGUCUCACCUCCAGAACUGUCUCACCUCCAGAAGGGCCUCAGCUCCAGAACUGUCUCACCACCAGGAGGAUCUCACCUCCAGAACUGUCUCACCUCUAGAAGGGUCUCACCUCUAGAACGGUCUCACCUCCAGAAGGAUCUCACCUCCAGAAGGAUCUCACCUCCAGAACUGUCUCACCUCCAGAAGGCUCUCACCUCCAGAAGGGUCUCACCUCCAGAACUGUCUCACCUCCAGAA
Messenger RNA from Nothobranchius furzeri (turquoise killifish), 1398 nucleotides. The record is from RefSeq and is a predicted model, not a curated record. Lineage: Eukaryota; Metazoa; Chordata; Actinopteri; Cyprinodontiformes; Nothobranchiidae.